UUCUUUAUUUUUCUUAUGGCAGGGAAACGGUAUCUGCUAACAGAAGAUAAUAUAAAGUUACAAGAAUUUCAGCAGGCAAAACUGGCAAUUAGAAAUGAAUUUCAUGGCAAUAAAGAUCAAUAUUUUAAAAAUAUUAAAGAAAAAUUAAAGGAAAAUAGAGUUAUUCUCAAAAAUGAAUUAAAAAUUUUACUGCACUUAUGUCAGACUUCAUCUGAUGUGGAGCUAGCCAAAAAAGUUAUUUACAGGUACCAUGAACAGAAUGGAAGCACAGACUUGCAUGGUUUUAAAUUUGGGCCCCUCUUUAUGAGGCUGUGUUUUGAGCUAGACCUUGAAACACCUGCAGUAGAACUUAUCAAAGAUCAGAAUUUGCAUGGUUUUUUCUCAGAGAGUACAUCCUUCCAUAUUUUGAUGACUAUGUUGUUUAAAAAGGGUCAUUACAAAAGUAAGUACUGAGUUUACUAGUGCAAAUGCAGUUAGAGGAGUGUACUUCUCUCUAUGAGUGUCUGUAUAAAUAUUGAUUGGCUUUAUUAAUAUGAAGUACUGACAAGUUUUUAGAAGACUAAACAUAUAAAUCAGUAUGGAUGCAAAAUAGUUGUAUUGUAUUGUGUAAUAAAGAUGAAGGACUUUAUCUGUUUCAUACUUGGAAUGGCAUUCUUACCAUCUUGCAGUUAUAUGGAAUUAUGAUUGGAACAUUCUUCUUUAAUGUUCUCUAAAAGCUUAACUCCUGUCUGGAUUCUAAUUUCCUGUAGUUUUGUGUGUGUGUGUGUGUGUGUGUGUGUGUGUCCCUAUUCUAUGUUUGUUUUAAACGGUUUUCAGAACAGUAAGUUCUCUAGUACAUUUUUCUAGCAGUUCUGUGUUUCAUAGAAUCAUGGAAUCGUAGAAUCACCAAGGUUGGAAGAGACCUCCAAGAUCAUCCAGUCCAGCCAUCCACCUGUCACCAGUAUUUCCAGCUAAACCAUGUCCCUCAGUAUAAAUUCUAAGUGUUUCUUGAACACAAUCACAGAUGAUGAUUCCAGCACCUACUUGGCAGCCCAGUGCUGUUCAGUGUUCAUGCUUUCAGAGAAAUAGUCUUUCUUAAUGUUCAGCUUGAAUCUCCCCUGGUGCAACUUGAUGCUGUU
Molecule: messenger RNA, 1118 nt
Organism: Meleagris gallopavo (turkey)
Lineage: Eukaryota; Metazoa; Chordata; Aves; Galliformes; Phasianidae
Source: RefSeq, a predicted model, not a curated record